Schistocerca americana (American grasshopper) is the source of this 1653-nucleotide messenger RNA. Its product is annotated as poly [ADP-ribose] polymerase tankyrase-1-like. Lineage: Eukaryota; Metazoa; Arthropoda; Insecta; Orthoptera; Acrididae. The coding region runs from base 276 to 1556 and encodes 426 amino acids. Gene Ontology annotation, molecular function: protein binding. The record is from RefSeq and is a predicted model, not a curated record. The transcript is spliced from 3 exons.
UUCGGCCGGCCCAUCAUAGACCUUCCACUCUACAAUGUGGUCUCUAAAUUUUUAGUUUUCAACGCUGGUAUUCAUAUUGGGUCCUGCACGUGCGUGAUUUUCUAAAAUCAGAAAGUUGAUAGCCCUAUUCGUGACAAGAAGGCCCAGUGUCCAGUUGUCAAAACAUUUACUAACUAUCGCUCGAGAUUGGUCUGCCUGUGGCUCGUACAGGUAUAGAGAGUACCGUGCCAGGAGAAAGGGCUGCUGAGUGUCGCCAUGUUCCAGAGUCAUCCUCAAUGGAGCCCACCCAGGAGGUUCUGGAGACCACAGCCGUGGACCUGGGCGCCCUUCUGGACGCAGGGGACGGCGCAGUCGUCACACUGGUGGCGGGCGGCACACGUCUCGUGGCGCACAGGGCCGUGUUGGCCGAUAGAAGCCCCGUGUUUGGCGCCAUGUUUCGCCACGACACACUGGAAGCCUUCAAUGGUGAGGUCGCAAUCGCGGACAUGGAGGGCCCGGUGCUGCGCCAGCUGGUCGCCUACCUCUACACCCUCCAGGCCCCUCAGCUGCCCAGCCUGGCCCCCGACCUGCUGGCAGCAGCUGAUAAAUACGGCGUGUCGGCCCUGAAGGCUCGGUGCGAGCAGCACGUGGCCGCUCAGCUGUCCGUCGAGACUGCGGCGGCCGCAGCUGUUCUGGCGAUCAGUCACUCCUGCACCAGCCUCAGGCAGGCCGCCGUUAAUUUCAUUAAGGCCAAUGUCGCCCAGGUUAUGACCACACGAGGCUGGGCUGACGCAGUGCGCACUCAGCCAGAAGAAGUGGUCACACUGAGUCAGCUGCUCGGGAGUCCUCCAGCAGAAAGCAGCGCGCCGGCCUCUGCAGACGGCAGUGGGCCGCAGGGAGACCGCGGCCGCACCUCUGCCACUGCUGCGCCGCCCACGGCUGCCCGCACCACUCCUCCGCCAGAUGACUCUGCUGUCUCUCGCCUUCGGAGCCUUCCUGAAAAGGAGAAGAAUAGCAGGCUGAUUCAAGCAGCGAAAGGGGGUGCAGUUACUGAGCUGCAGACGCUGCUGGGAGCUGGUGCGGACGUGGGAGCGAGGGAUGACGGCGAGAGCAGGUGGACCACCCUGCACUGGGCUGCAGACAAGGGACACGAGAAGGCAGCGAGGUGCCUUGUGGAGGGUGGAGCAGACGUGGACGCCAGGACCAGCGGCUGGCAGGAAACGCCCCUGCACAGGGCUGCAUACAGUGGCCACGAGGCUGUGGCGCGGUUUCUGCUGGAGGCAGGGGCGGAGGUUGAUGCCAGGAACAAAACGCAGAGCACGCCCUUGCUCUUGGCUGCAGAGAAAGGGCACGCGGCGGUGGUGCAGCUGCUACUGGCCUCCACGCCUUACCACAGCGCCAGGAAUCAAUGGGGGCGAACACCGCUACACGAGGUGGCUCUGAACGGCCACGCAGAGGUGGCCUCUGCACUGCUCGAGGCAGGGGCCGACCGCUGGGCGAGGAAUAACGAGGGCAAUACCCCACUGGACCUCGCCAGGCAGAAAAACCACCAGCAGCUGAUAGACAUGCUAAAGUGAAGCUAGCAGUCCGACAGACAUUCUUGGAGUAAAACGAAAAAAGGCCCACUCCAGGACUUUCCUUAAUUAUUAAAAUAAAGACUAUGAUAAAUUUAAA